Messenger RNA from Coregonus sp. 'balchen', 25216 nucleotides. Lineage: Eukaryota; Metazoa; Chordata; Actinopteri; Salmoniformes; Salmonidae. The record is from the annotation of a GenBank genome assembly.
GCUGUGGUGGCCCAGUGGGCGACAGGGCUUCCAGCCCCAGGCAAAUAUGUCAGUCGCCAUCGCAGCCUACUGUUGAUCUGCCUGCACUGCUCUCUCUUCUGUCGCCAGGGUGCUGUCCGCUUCCUGUGGCCUGGUGGCUUUGAUCUCUCCCUGUCAGUGGAUGUGUGCUGAGGCAUGAGCCCCACAGCUCUCACCCUCUUUCCUCUUAUAGCCUCCUACUGUACCACUUCUUUCUUCUUCGUUAGCCCGCAUGCAUUUCUAGGCUCCUCUAACAUUCUGUUCCUCUUCCUUCUCAAUAGACUGACUGACUGAAUAUAGCCUAGCUUGCCUUUUUAAUGUACUUAUUUGAUGUCACACAGACCCAAUCAGAGUAGGAUAUACGCUACAUGACCAAAAGUAUGUGGACACCUGCUCUUAAAACAUCUCAUUCCAAAAUCAAUGGCAUUUAUAUGGUGUUGGUCCCCCCUUUGCUGCUAUAACAGCCUCUCUUCUGGGAAGGCAUUCCACUAGAUGUUGGAACAUUGCUGCAGGGACUUGCUUCCAUUCAGCCACGAGCAUUAGUGAGGUCAGGCACUGAUGUUUGAUGAUUAGGCCUGGCUCGCAGUCGGCGUUCCAAUUCAUCCCAAAGGUGUUAGAUGGAAUUGAGGUCAGGGCUCUGUGCAGGCCAGUCAAGUUCUUCAACACUGAUCUUGACAAACCAUUUCUGUAUGGACCUUGCUUUGUGCACGGGACAUUGUCAUGCUGAAACAGGAAAGGGCCUUCCCCAAACUGUUGCCACAAAGUUGGAAGCACAGAAUCGUCUAGAAUGUAAUUGUAUGCUGUAGUGUUAGAUUCCCCUUCACUGGAACUAAGGGGCCUGGCCCAAACUAUGAAAAACAGCCCCAGACCAUUAUUCCUCUUCCACCAAACUUUACAGUUGGCACUAUGCAUUGGGGCAGGUAGCGUUCUACUGGCAUCCUCCAAACCCAGAUUCGUCCGUCGGACUGCCAGAUGGUGAAGCAUGAUUCAUCACUCCAGAGAACGCGUUUCCACUGCUCCAGAGUCCUGUGGCGGCGAGCUUUACACCACUCCAACCGACGCUUGUUAUUGAGCAUGGUGAAUUUAGGCUUGUGUGCGGAUUCUCGGCCAUGGAAACCUAUUUCAUGAACCUCCCGACGGAACAGUUCUUGUGCUGACGUUGCUUCCAGAGGCAGUUUGGAACACAGUAGUGAGUGUUGCGACCGAGGACGGACGAUUUCAGCACUCGACGGUCCAGUUCUGUGAGCUUGUGUGGCCUACCUCUUCGCAGCUGAGCCGUUGUUGCUUCUAGACGUUUCCACUUCAAAAUAACAGCACUUACAGUUGACCGGGGAAGCUCUAAUAGGGCAGCAAUUUGACGAACUGAAUAGUUGGAAAGGUGGCAUCCUAUGACUGUGUCACGUUGAAAGUCACUGAGCCUUUCAUUAAGGCCAUUCUACUGCAAAUGUUUGUCUAUGGAGAUUGCAUGGUGGUGUGCUCGAUUAUAUACACCUGUCAGCAACUGGUGUGGCUGAAAUAGCCGAAUCCACUAAUUUGAAGGGGUGUCCACAUACCUUUGUGUAUAUAUAGUGUAGCAUAGACCUAUUAAUGCAUUUUUGUUCAAUUGACUUGAUUUUCUAGUUAUGUAGACUAAAGUGAACGAUUUCAUUCUUUGUUAUAAAUUAGCAUGUAUUGCUACUUGGGGUCUGACUGGUGUUGAUGUGUUUUCUCUCUUUCCUCUAGGGGCUGCCCCAGUCAAAGUGGAGAUGCCUGCUCUCUCUCCCACCAUGGAGGAGGGAAACAUUGUCAAAUGGUUGAAGAAAGAAGGUAAGAGAGCCCCUGCCUCCAUUUGCCAACGUUCACAACAUACUCAGCUUCUCUAUUGCAUGUAGACUACAAUCCUACAUAACAUAAUCCAGCCUACUACACAAAUCCAAUAUGGUUGAUUUAAAUUUUACAUCUCCAUCCAUAUACCUUCAUAAAGACACACUCAUCACCCUAAACAUAUUCUACAUUUUGAGAUGUGAGUAAUGACUGGGAAUAUUCCAUGGACCAGUUAAUUAAGCCUUGGCAGUUCAGUGUUGGUCAGAUUAGCCAACUCUCUCAUUUAUUAAGGAGGAGAAAAGCAGUGCCAUGUUUCUCCCUUUCUCCACCUCGGAGUGAUGGAGGGGCCAGAGUGUUCAUUAUUGACCAUGUGACAUCAUAUCCUUCUACACAGCAGUCAGAGCCCAGGCAGGCUGAGAAAGGAAGGCACCUGAAACUUGGCAUUGUCUAUGUCACUGGGUAGCAACGCUGUUCCCCCUCGCCGCCAUAGCCACAUAGCCAUUCAUCAGAGACAGUCAGCCCAUACCCUGCUCCUAUUGGUCGAUUUACACUUGUGUAGCCUCAGUUGUCAUGUGGCUGUUAUAACACUGGAAUGUGGUGUCUAUGGGAAUGUAUCUCAUGGUAUUGCGAGCAUAAUUAUCAGCAUUUUAUAAAGACUUGUGUAGGUUUCACUGUCACUCUGUAGCCUAAAUAUAGUGGCGUAAUAUGAAUGCCUUUUGGGUUUUGACGUUCAUCAUGUGUUUCGUCAGAGAUGGUAUAAAAAUGAUCAUGUUUUUGGGUUGUAAUAAGCUUGUGGAAAUAAAACAACGUGCGGUGAUGUGCCCAGAUGGAACGAACUUGCAGAGCACAAUGAUUGGUUUUUCAUUGCUGUGUGAUGCGAGUGUGGGAGCAUGUGUUAUUUCAAGUGGAGAAGGAAUUCUAUUCUGCAGAAACCACAACAUAUUUUCACUGUUUCCUGGGUGCGUGCUUGCAUUGUGUGAGUAGUCGUAUGACCUGUGUGAGUUGAUGGCAGCAUAGCCCAAAAAUGUUUUUGGUAUCUGAUAGUUCUGGCAAUUCUCACAUAGAACCUUUAUUUGGAGGAAGGAUGUUUGAUAUGCUUUUUACAUUUGUAACACAAUUGUUUUGUUGUUGAAAAUCACAAUGAAAGUGGCCGUUUGAGGCCCUUCUUAGACCUAUACAUGUCCCCUGUGACACCCAAUUAUCCAUGAUACAAGCAACAUCUUGGUGUCAUUAUACUCCAUAGUGUGCUCUAAAAUAUGUAGUAUUGCUACAUUCUGAAAUACAAUUUUACACGAAUGUAUUCAACAUUAAAACUAUGAAUAUCUCAAAAGUCCCCUCUUGGUAUUUUUUAGAAAUAUCGUUUUACAUUUCCAGAGUGGGCUCUCUGCUACUGUUAAGAUACAUUUUAUGAGCACCACCAACACAUUGAAUGGGGAAAUGGAUUCAAAGGGAACUCUGCUGGUGAUUUGAUAAAUAUGCAAUCCUGCAGAAGGGCUAUGAUUGGUAAAAUUGGUCAAUUUCUAUGUUUUAAAAUGGAUAAUUUCUUAAAAAGUAGCCGAGAGCCCACUCUGGAAAUUUGAUGUUUGAAUAGUAUAUUGUUCCAAACAAUAUGUGGGUGAUUCCACACGAUGGUCAACCUUAGCAUCCUAAAUUAAUAAUUUCCAAUGGAAACCAUGUUUCUUAUUAUCCUUAAGGUCUAUAUUUUGGAGGAAACUGUAUGAAUUCUCCAUCACUCUCCUUGGUCAAAUAGGCCUUACAUAGCCUGGAGGUGUGUUUUGGAUCAUUGUCCUGUUGAAAAACAAAUGAUAGGAUGGCGUAUCGCUGCAGCGUCACCAGCAAAGCACCACCACACCACCACCUCAAUGCUUCACGAUGGGAACCAAACAUGCGGAGAUCAUCCGUUCACCUACUCUGCGUCUCACAAAGACACGGCGGUUGGAACCAAAAAUCUCACUUUUGACUCAUCAGGUUUACAUAAACUUAGGCUGGAGUCAUUAAAACUCGUUUUUCAAACACUCUACAAAUUUCUUGUUAACAAACUAUAUUUUUGGCAAGUCGGUUAGGACAUCUACUUUGUGCGUGACAAGUAAUUUUUCCAACAAUUGUUUACAGACAGAUUAUUUCAUUUAUAAUUCACUGUAUCACAAUUCCAGUGGGUCAGAAGUUUACAUACACUAAGUUGACUGUGCCUUUAAACAGCAUGGAAAAUUCCAGAAAAUGAUGUCAUGACUUUAGAAGCUUCUGAUAGGCUAAUUGACAUCAUUUGAGUCAAUUGGAGGUGUAGCUGUGGAUGUAUUUCAAGGCCUACUUUCAAACUAAGUGCCUCUUUGCUUGACAUCAUGGGAAAAUCUAAAGACAUCAGCCAAGACCUCAGAAAAAAAAUUGUAGACCUCCACAAGUCUGGUUCAUCCUUGGGAGCAAUUUCCAAAUGUCUGAAGGUACCACGUUCAUCUGUACAAACAAUAGUAAGCAAGAAUAAACACCAUGGGACCACGCAGCCGUCAUACCGCUCAGGAAGGAGACGCGUUCUGUCUCCUAGAGAUUAACAUACUUUGGUGCGAAAAGUGCAAAUAAAUCCCAGAGCAACAGCAAAGGACAUUGUGAAGAUGCUGGAGGAAACAGGUACAAAAGUAUCUAUAUCCACAGUAAAACAAGUCCUAUAUCAACAACCUGAAAUGUCCUCUUGUCUGAUUAAACAAAAAUAGAACUGUUUGGCCAUAAUGACCAUCGUUAUAAGAACACCAUCCCAAACGUGAAGCACGGGGUGGCAGCAUCAUGCUGUGGGGAUGCUUUGCUGCAAGAGGGACUGGUGCACUUCACAAAAUACAGUGGGGAAAAAAAGUAUUUAGUCAGCCACCAAUUGUGCAAGUUCUCCCACUUAAAAAGAUGAGAGGCCUGUAAUUUUCAUCAUAGGUACACGUCAACUAUGACAGACAAAUUGAGAGAAAAAAAAUCCAGAAAAUCACAUUGUAGGAUUUUUAAUGAAUUUAUUUGCAAAUUAUGGUGGAAAAUAAGUAUUUGCUCACCUACAAACAAGCAAGAUUUCUGUCUCUCACAGACCUGUAACUUCUUCUUUAAGAGGCUCCUCUGUCCUCCACUCGUUACCUGUAUUAAUGGCACCCGUUUGAACUUGUUAUCAGUAUAAAAGACACCUGUCCACAACCUCAAACAGUCACACUCCAAACUCCACUAUGGCCAAGACCAAAGAGCUGUCAAAGGACACCAGAAACAAAAUUGUAGACCUGCACCAGGCUGGGAAGACUGAAUCUGCAAUAGGUAAGCAGCUUGGUUUGAAGAAAUCAACUGUGGGAGCAAUUAUUAGGAAAUGGAAGACAUACAAGACCACUGAUAAUCUCCCUUGAUCUGGGGCUCCACGCAAGAUCUCACCCCGUGGGGUCAAUGAUCACAAGAACGGUGAGCAAAAAUCCCAGAACCACACGGGGGGACCUAGUGAAUGACCUGCAGAGAGCUGGGACCAAAGUAACAAAGCCUACCAUCAGUAACACACUACGCCGCCAGGGACUCAAAUCCUGCAGUGCCAGACGUGUCCCCCUGCUUAAGCCAGUACAUGUCCGUGUCCGUCUGAAGUUUGCUAGAGUGCAUUUGGAUGAUCCAGAAGAGGAUUGGGAGAAUGUCAUAUGGUCAGAUGAAACCAAAAUAGAACUUUUUGGUAAAAACUCAACUCGUCGUGUUUGGAGGACAAAGAAUGCUGAGUUGCAUCCAAAGAACACCAUACCUACUGUGAAGCAUGGGGGUGGAAACAUCAUGCUUUGGGGCUGUUUUUCUGCAAAGGGACCAGGACGACUGAUCCGUGUAAAGGAAAGAAUGAAUGGGGCCAUGUAUCGUGAGAUUUUGAGUGAAAACCUCCUUCCAUCAGCAAGGGCAUUGAAGAUGAAACGUGGCUGGGUCUUUCAGCAUGACAAUGAUCCCAAACACACCGCCCGGGCAACGAAGGAGUGGCUUCGUAAGAAGCAUUUCAGGGUCCUGGAGUGGCCUAGCAAGUCUCCAGAUCUCAACCCCAUAGAAAAUCUUUGGAGGGAGUUGAAAGUCUGUGUUGCCCAGCGACAGCCCCAAAACAUCACUGCUCUAGAGGAGAUCUGCAUGGAGGAAUGGGCCAAAAUACCAGCAACAGUGUGUGAACCUUGUGAAGACUUACAGAAAACGUUUGACCGGUGUCAUUGCCAACAAAGGGUAUAUAACAAAGUAUUGAGAAACUUUUGUUAUUGACCAAAUACUUAUUUUCCACCAUAAUUUGCAAAUAAAUUCAUUUAAAAAUCCUACAAUGUGAUUUUCUGGAAAAAUAUUUUCUCAUUUUGUCUGUCAUAGUUGACGUGUACCUAUGAUGAAAAUUACAGGCCUCUCUCAUCAUUUUAAGUGGGAGAACUUGCACAAUUGGUGGCUGACUAAAUACUUUUUUCCCCCACUGUAGAUGGCAUGAUGAGGAAGGACAAUUAUGUGGACAUCUCAAGACAUCAGUCAGGAAGUUAAAGCUUGGUCGCCAAUGGGUCUUCCAAAUGGACUAUAACCCCAAGCAUACUUCCAAAGUUGUGGCAAAAUGGCUUAAGGACAACAAAGUCAAGGUAUUGGAGUGGCCAUCACAAAGCCCUGACCCUGAAUCCUAUAUAAAAUGUGUGGGCAGAACUGAAAAGGCGUGUGCGAGCAAGGAGGCCUACAAACCUGACUCAUUUACACCAGCUCUGUCAGGAGGAAUGGGCCAAAAUACACCCAACUUAUUGUGGGAAGCUUGUGGAAGGCUACCUGACAUGUUUGACCCAAGUUAAACAAUUUAAAGGCAAUGCUACCAAAUACUAAUUGAGUGUAUGUAACCUUCUGACCCACUGGGAAUGUGAUGAAAGAAAUAAAAGCUGAAAUAAAUAAUUCUCUCUACUAUUAUUCUGACAUUUCACAUUCUUAAAAUAAAGUGGUGAUCCUAACUGACCUAAGACAUGGAAUUUUUACUAGGAUUGAAUGUCAGGAAUUGUGAAAAACUGAGUUUAAAUGUAUUUGGCUAAUCUGUAUGUAAACUUCCGACUUCAACUGUGUAUGUGUGUGUGUGUGUCACGUUAUCUUUUUAUAAAUGGUCAAAUUGAGUUCCCCUGUCGCCACAAGAUGAAUAGUUUUGACCACACUCCACUGCUAUGAGUGGUGCAGCUAGAAAUCGUAAAUGUCUAUCCUAUAUUGAAAAGGCACCCGCAAAUGAAAAUUCCACAAACAUGUUUAUCUAUUUUGUGCUGUUAGAUUUGAAUUUAGUUUCGUGUUGUUAGAUAUCAUAGUGCCCUGUAAAACAAUAUUCAAAUGUAUUGAACUUAGUAGGAAAUCAACAUAUUGUAUUGAAUUUAUUAGAACAUGAAUAUGGCCAAGAUUAUUUUAAGACAUGAACAAAAUGCGUGAGUAGCUAGGUUUCCAUCCAAUUGGUGACAGACUGUCAUGUGAAUAUUCUAAAAUAUGCUAAUUUUCCAACCAAUGGUGUGUUUCCACCAAACGGACUUGUUGCGGAGAAAAGUCAGUGCUUGAUGACGUAGUGCACACACACUUUACUUUAUGUAACCAACUUUCAAUGUGUUUCCAUCGCAUUAUGAACUUUACCGAUUUUAGUUAGUUGCCUUUUUAAAUAGUAAAUGUGCCUACUCUGGUCUUGGCACGCAUGCUCUAGCCAACAAUUUGCAGAUACAGUUCAGGUAGGCUGUGUUUGUAGGCUACAUGAUGAGAUGAUUAUGGAUAAGAGUGAGAAUAUUUUUACUUGUCAAACAGCAGUCAAGCAUCCAUCGUCAUGUCACCAGAAUAAGACCCUCAAUAUUUAUUGGAAAGGAGCAUCAAGAUCACUGUGCACUUUCACCACCCUGUGAAGUUCAUCAUAACUUAUUUCAUCUGUAGCCUAAUAAACUGCAUGGUUUCCCGAGUCAUAGUGGGAGGAACAAGUUUUCUUCGAUAUGAUGGUUAUUAUAUCAAUAUUUGUGCAUAAAGGCGUUUCCAUCACCAUUUCUUGCAUUAUACAUUUUACCGGCACAAAAAGUUCCCACCAUGUCGAAUGAACAAAUUAGCCAAAAACCUUCUCAAUGUUCACUACAAAGUAGCUAGUGCCUACCUAGUAUCAUGAUUAUUUGCAUCAAAUCUAAUUUUAUUUGCCACAUGUGCCGAAUACAACAGGUGUAGACCUUACACUGAAAUGCUUACUUACAAGCCCUUAACCAACAAUACAGUUUUAAGAAAAGAAAAGUGUUAAGUAAAAAAUAAAAAUAAUUAAAGAGCAGCAGUAAAAUAAAAUAACAGUAGGGAGGAUAUAUACAGGGGGUACCGGUACAGAGUCAAUGUGUGGGGGGGACCGGUUAGUCGAGGUAAUUGAGGUAAUAUGUACAUGGGGGGGGGGGGGGGGGGUAGAGUUAAAGUGACUAUGCGUAGAUAAUAAACAGGCAAUUGCAAAUAGUCCGGGUAGCCAUGAUUAUCUGUUCAGGAGUCUUAUGGCUUGGGGGUAGGAGCUGUUAAGAAGCCUUUUGGACCUAGACUUGGUGCUCCGGUACUGCUUGCCGUGCGAUAGCAGAGAGAACAGUCUGACUAGGGAGGCUGGAGUCUUUGACAAUUUUUAGGGCCUUCCUCUGACAUAGAGGUCCUGGAUGGCAGGAAGCUUGGCCCCAGUGAUGUACUGGGCCGUACGCACUACCCUCUGUAGUGCCUUGCGGUCGGAGGCCGAGCAGUUGCCAUGCCAGGUGGUGAUGCAACCAGUCAGGAUGCUCUCGAUGGUGCAGCUGUAUAACUUUUUGAGGAUCUGAGUUCCCAUGCCAAAUCUUUUCAGUCUGCUGAAGGGGAAUAGGUGGCUAUUUGUUUAGCAAACUCUGCAAUCACGUGUGCUACAGAAACACCGCUAACCAAACAAGUCUCUUGCUGGUGCACAGUUAAAUUAAAGGGUAUCUACAUCCAACAUUUUUUAUUUGUUUUGCCAGACCUCAAAAGUAGUCUCCUGAUGUGGUUUAAGCAUUGUUGUGGACUUAGAACAUCCAAUUUUGCUAUUAAAGUAUGAUUCUGAGAACAAAAACCUGAAAAAGUGGGGGAAAAGGAAAGCUGGAAAAACAAAACAGAAUGGGAUUUGGGAAAAAAGAGAACAUAAUUAUGCAAAAAGUAAAUUUUAUAGGGCCCUAAUCAUUUGCGGCGUACAUCAUGAGCAAAGUCAUUGUAGCCUGUCAUUCCACUUCCUCUGGCAUGAGCACGUGCUGACUUGGAAUUGCUGGAGCGCAGCCGAAUAGUCUGCCAGCAGCCUACCGAAGGUUGCACCGUGUCCAUUACAAUGUAGAAAAAUUUGUCUCUAGUCCAAACCUUUCAAUAGUUAGGAAAUCCAUAUUACCAGAGCAUCAUCUUUUUUAUUUUUCUAUGGUGGAUUCGUUGUCGCAAUUUAUGGAAGAUGCCAGAACUUUGGAGAUAACUUUGGAUGGCAAAAUCAAAGAUACUGGCUUCCCCUAUCCAUCUUUGGCAAAUUUUUCCCUAAAUGCCAAAUUAUGACAACCAGCUCCAGAACCAGCCAUAACCUGGAAAGCUGGCUAAUCUUUUGAAUACUGUGUAGCAACAACAGAUAACAUUAGCUAGCUAGAUACAGACGGGAUACUAGCUAGCUACACUUGACAGCUGUCAGUACCCUACUUGUUGUCCACUCCAUGUGGAAAUCACCACAAUAAAUGUUCCCACCCCUAAUUCAUGAAUAUAUAUUAGCAGCCUGCGUAAUUCUUCGGAGGUGGAACAAAAAAAAUAAAAAAAUCCGCUAUAGGACAGGAAUUAUGUCGAAAUAGGGUCUCUGGUGGGGGACUUUUUAAUAAUAAUAUUUUUAAUAUUGAAUCAAUUCAUGUGAACAUUUUAUUUCAUAAUAUAGACACCAAGAUGUCUGUACCAUGUACGGUUCACGGAUCAGAGUCUUACAGGAGGCAUGCAUAGGUCUAAAAAACGCCACUUUCAUCAUGAUUUAACCCCCAAAAAUGUCAUACAAAUGUAAAAAGCAUGUUAAACAUCCUUCCUCGCAAUAAAGUUUUUAUGUGAGAAUUGCCAGAACAAUAUGUGAUACCAAAAGUAUUUUUGACCAUGCAUGCGUGGAAUCGCCCAGUUGGCUUUGUCACUGGAUAUCCAGCUUUUCCUCUGACCCUAUCCCAUCCCCAGUGGUGUAGUGCACUUUUUUUAGGUGAGGGAGCACCUUUUUUUUUAUGACGUCAUAAUUUCUUAACGUUUGUACAGAGUACUGACAGAUGUAGCCUAUUGAAUAUCAUUGUAGAAUAGGCCUAUGCAUAAACUACAUCCUCCAAUUGCCACAUCUGCCUAUGUAAACCAUAUUGUCAUAAGAAUAUUUUCUAUUUUGAAUACCCUAAAACACCAAGUUAGGCAUAACUAAUUUCAAAAUAGGCCAUAAUCACUGUCAAUCGUGAAUGAUACAUUUUAUUUUUGUGUGUGUGUAUGUAUGUAUGUAUGUAUGUAUGUAUGUAUGUAUGUAUGUAUAUAUAUGUAUAUAUAUAUAUAUAUAUAUAUAUAUAUAUAUAUAUAUAUAUUAGAUUAGAUAGAUAGAUAGAUAGAUAUAGAUAUAUAGAUAUUUUUUUAAACCUUUUAUUUAACUAGGCAAGUCCGUUAAGAACAUUCUUAUUUAUAAUAACUGCCUACACCGGCCAAACCCGGACGACACUUGGUCAGUUGUGCGCCGCCCUAUGGGACUCCCAAUCACGGCCGGUUGUGAUACAUCCUGGAACCGAACCAGGGGGUCUGUAGUGACGCCUCUAGCACUGAGAUGCAGUGCCUUAGACCGCUGCGCCACUCGGCAUCCCAUCUCAAUCAGUUUCAUGGGAAUAUGCAUUUAGAUCUUCUUGAAUUAGUGCUUUGUGAGUGAAUUAAAGCAGAUGGUGUUAACAAACUAGCCUUUCUGUAGACCUAUUUUGUUUCAAUCAAAGCAUAUAUAAUUCCUUAUUCAGCUUCAGAUAAGAAAUGACUGAGGUGUUUUAACAUAUUCUAGGCCUACUAUGCUACAGUAUAUGCUAUUAUAUUCCAAUCAAUCAUUAUGUGAUCUUGCGAGACAUUGAUUAAGCUUUGAUCUAACUUUACUAAACGAACUCCAUGGUGAGAAGUGAUAAUUUUCUAUUUGUAAUAAUAAGUACUGAGUAGGACUAUUAGGCGUAGGCAACAGAUCUUGAUGAGGGUUAUUUUAAGCAAUUUGAGGGCCCUUCGAAUCAUGGUGCUGAAAGGACAGCACCGUAACCGUAUUUGGUCACACGUCGUUCUGGGUUCCACUGCGCAAGAGGGGGUCCGUGGAGUUUUAUGAACGUCAAGGCAGACUCUGUGAAUUUGGAUCCUAGAUCUCAUUGGUGUGAUAAGGUUAAUGUGGUGGAUCAGUUUGUCUGCAUACGCAAUCGAGGUGGUACGUUUCUGUAAGCUAAGCACUCGGACACUAGGGUUGAGUUCAAGUGCGUCGUACAUGAUCCCUAAGUCCAUAACAAACUGUUUUGAGGACAGCCAUUUUAGCAACCCAUGGUGAAGUUUUCUGUCUGUGCCUGUUCUUGUUACGUCGGACCGACGGGCCUCUGCACACACGCCAACAGUUAUUCAUUAUUCGCACCACCGCCAGAGAGCGAGAAGACAGGGAAAAAAACACCAUUUACCUUACCUACCUAUAGGCUAUAGCUUACAUAUUUUUGUUUUUCGUUCUAUUUAUUUAGAGCUUAUUUUCCAGAAAUACACUGCUCAAAAAAAUAAUGGGAACACUAAAAUAACACACCCUAGAUCUGAAUGAAUGAAAUAAUCUUAUGAAAUACUUUUUUCUUUAUAUAGUUGAAUGUGCUGACAACAAAAUCACACAAUGUAUCAAUGGAAAUCAAAUUUAUCAACCCAUGGAGGUCUGGAUUUGGAGUCAAACCACACUACAGGCUGAUCCAACUUUGAUGUAAUGUCCUUAAAACAAGUCAAAAUGAGGCUCAGUAGUGUGUGUGGCCUCCACGUGCCUGUAUGUCCUCCCUACAACGCCUUGGCAUGCUCCUGAUGAGGUGGCGGAUGGUCUCCUGAGGGAUCUCCUCCCAGACCUGGACUAAAGCAUCCGCCAACUCCUGGACAGUCUGUGGUGCAACGUGGCAUUGGUGGAUGGAGCGAGACAUGAUGUCCCAGAUGUGCUCAAUUGGAUUCAGGUCUGGGGAACGGGCGGUCCAUAGCAUCAAUGCCUUCCUCUUGCAGGAACUGCUGACACUCCAGCCACAUGAGGUCUAGCAUUGUCUUGCAUUAGGAGGAACCCAGGGCCAACCGCACCAGCAUAUGGUCUCACAAGGGGUCUGAGGAUCUCAUCUUGGUACCUAAUGGCAGGCAGGCUACCUCUGGCGAGCACAUGGAGGGCUGUGCGGCCCCCCCCCAAAGAAAUGCCACCCCACACCUGCACAUUUGUGGCCUGCUGGAGGUCAUUUUGCAGGGCUCUGGCAGUGCUCCUCCUGCUCCUCCUUGCACAAAGGCGGAGGUAGCAGUCCUGCUGCUGGGUUGUUGCCCUCCUACGGCCUCCUCCACGUCUCCUGAUGUACUGGCCUGUCUCCUGGUAGCGCCUCCAUGCUCUGGACGCUACGCUGACAGACACAGCAAACCUUAUUGCCACAGCUCGCAUUGAUGUGCCAUCCUGGAUGAACUGCACUACCUGAGCCACUUGUGUGGGUUGUAGACUCCGUCUCAUGCUACCACUAGAGUGAAAGCAUCGCCAGCAUUCAAAAGUGACCAAAACAUCAGCCAGGAAGCAUAGGAACUGAGAAGUGGUCUGUGGUCACCACAUGCAAAACCAGUCCUUUAUUGGGGGUGUCUUGCGAAUUGCCUAUAAUUUCCACCUGUUGUCUAUUCCAUUUGCACAACAGCAUGUGACAUUUAUUGUCAAUCAGUGUUGCUUCCUAAGUGGACAGUUUGAUUUUACAGAAGUGUGAUUGACUUGGAGUUACAUUGUGUUGUUUGUGUUCCCUUAAUUUUUUUGAGCAGUGUAUUUUUACCAGCUCCGUGUAUUCUCAAAUUGAAAAAAGUGAGGGCGCGCCGCUCCCCUGCGGUACGGCAGCACUACAUCCCUGCCCAUCCCCUUGUAUUGUAAGUGUGUGUCAUUGUGUAGCUUAAGCCUAUUGCCAUUCCAGUGGGGAAGAGGUGAAAGGGGCAGGUGGUUGACUGUUUAAACCUUAACACCGGCUAACCCCUUGGGUCAUCUGGUGUUAAAACCACACACACACACACACACACACACACACACAAAUAUCCUUUCUAGUCCUCCCUUCUCCCGGCUCUCUGGAGCUUCUGAGGUCAAUACUCACUCCCACCCCUGCCCACUAUUUCCCUCACACCCUGUCCGAUCCUCCCACCACCCUCUCUCCCACAAUUCUCCCUUUUUCUCUUCCUAAAAGUUGAGGUGAUAUUUUACUAGGCAGGCUAUUGGAGCUGAGGAUGGUGUUUCCCUGUAUGGAUGUGUACAGUGCCUUGCAAAAGUAUUCAGCCCCCUUGGCGUUUUUUCCUAUUUUGUUGCAUUACAACCUGUAAUUAUUUUAAUGGAUUUUUAUUUGGAUUUCAUGUAAUGGACAUAUACAAAAUAGUCCAAAUUGGUGAAAAUGAAAUGAAAAAAAAUAACUUGUUUAACCAAAUUCUAAAAAAUUAAUAACGGAAAAGUGGUGCGUGCAUAUGUAUUCACCCGCUUUGCUGUGAAGCCCCUAAAUAGGACCGGUGCAACCAAUUACCUUCAGAAGUCACAUAAUUAGUUAGAUUGCACACAGGUGGACUUUAAGUGUCACAUGAUCUCAGUAUAUAUACACUUGUUCUGAAAGGCCCCAAUCUGCAACAACACUAAGCAAGGGGCACCACCAAGCAAGCAGCACAUCCCACGGAGCACCAUUCAAUCCAUUAUUUUAAAAAAUAUAUUUAAAAAAUAUGGCACCACAACAAACCUGCCAAGAGGGCCGCCCACCAAAACCCACGGACCAGGCAAGGAGGGCAUUAAUCAGAGGCAACAAAGAGAUCAACAAUAACCCUGAAGGAGCUGCAAAGCUCCACAGCGGAGAUUGGAGUAUCUGUUCAUAGGACCACUUUAAGCCGUACACUCCACAGAAGUAUGCUUUACGGAAGAGUGGACAGAAAAAAGCAAUUUCUUAAAGAUAAAAAUAAGCAAACAUUUGGUGUUCGCCAAAAGGCAUGUGGGAGACUCCCCAAACAUGGAAGGAAGGUACUCUGGUCAGAUGAGACUGAAAUUGAGCUUUUUAGCCAUCAAGUGAAACUCUAUGUCUGGCGCAAACCCAACACCUCUCAUCACCCCGAGAACACCAUCCCCACAGUGAAGCAUGGUGGUGGCAUCGGCAGGGACUGGGAAACUGGUCAGAAUGGAAGGAAUGAUGGAUGGUGCUAAAGACAGGGAAAUUCUUGAGGGAAACCUGUUUCGGUCUUCUAGAGAUUUGAGACUGGGACGAAGGUUCACCUUCCAGCAGGACAAUGACCAUAAUCAUACUGCUAAAGCAACACUUGAGUGGUUUAAGGGUAAACAUUUAAAUGUCUUGGAAUAGCCUAGUCAAAGCCCAGACCUCAAUCCAAUUGAGAAUCUGUGGUAUGACUUAAAGAUUGCCGUACACCAGCGGAACUCAUCCAACUUGAAGGAGCUGGAGCAGUUUUGCCUUGAAGAAUGGGCAAAAAUCCCAGUGGCUAGAUGUGCCAAGCUUAUAGAGACAUACCCCAAGAGACUUGCAGCUGUAAUUGCUGCAAAAGGUGGCUCUACAAAGUAUUGACUUUGGGGGGGGAUGAAUAGUUAUGCACACUCAGGUUUUCUGUUUCACCCCAAAAAAUAUUUUGCAUCUUCAAAGUGGUAGGCAUGUGUAAAUCAAAUGAUACAACCCCCCCAAAAAAUCCAUAAUAAUUCCAGGUUGUAAGGCAACAAAAUAGGAAAAAUGCCAUGGGGGGUGAACACUUUCGCAAGCCACUGUACCUUCUUUCUCCCUGUGUUACUGUCCUGACCCGAGGUGACCUUUCCACCCUAGGAUCGCCUGUUGAAAAUAAAGACUGACUCAAUGUGACCCCUUCCCAAUAGGCCCCAACCUCAUCUUCCUCUUCUGGCUUGUCUUCACUCAAUAACAAAUGGCCUCUUUUUAAUAAAAAAUAUCACCACUCCCCGGUUUUAGAUUUGAUUCUCUAGCCCCAUAGGGAAAUGUAGAGACAUGGGGCAAUAUUAUGAAGAACAUACAAAUCUACCAGAACCCCUUCCUUUACACCCAGUACUGCUGCUGUUCUCCUGUUUGUCUGUGUUUCUGUAGGUAAUAAUAAUAAUAAUAAUAAUAAUAAUAAUAGGUGUAAUGUAUGCAUAUAUGGAUGUGGUGGAGGGAAGCAGUGCUUCCUAAUUGCAGUCUUCUUUCAUUGCUUCGCAGAUGUAAAUGUAUUCCUAGCUAUUUCCUAGCCUCCCAUACAACCGCGUUCUAGAGAUGUAGCCUACCAUCAAACAUUCCAAAGAUAAUGUACACAUUUGUAAUCAUGUAGUAACCCAAAAAGUGUUAAACAAAUCAACAUAUGUUUUAUAUUUGAGAUUCUUCAAAGUAGACAACCUUUGCCUUGGUGACAGCUUUGCACACUCUUGGCAUUCUCUCAACCAGCGUGAUGAGGUAGCCACCUGGAAUCCAUUUCAAUUGACAGGUGUGUCUUCUUAAAAGUUAAAAUUUGUGGAAUUAAUUUCCUUCUUAAUGUGUUUGAGCCAAUCAGUUGUGUUGUGACAAGGUAGUGGGGGGGGGGGUAUACAGAAGAUAGCCCUAUUUGGUAAAAGACCAAGUCCAUAUUAUGUCAAGAACAGCUCAAAUAAGCAAUCAUUACUUUAAGAAAUGAAGGUCAGUUAAUACGGAACAUUUCAAGAACUUUGAAAGUGCAGUCGCAAAAACCAUCAAGCGCUAUGAUGAAACUGGCUCUCAUGAGGACCACCACAGGAAUGGAAGACCCAGAGUUACCUCUGCUGCAGAGGAUAAGUUCAUUAGAGUUACCAGCCUCAGAAAUUGCAGCCCAAAUAAAUGCUUCAGAGCGUUCAAGUAACAGACACAUCUCAACAUUGACUGUUCAGAGGGGACUGUGUGAAUCAGGACUUCAUGGUCAAAUUGCUACAAAGUAACCACUACUAAAGGACACCAAUAACACGAGACCUGCUUGGGCCAAGAAACACGAGCAAUGGACAUUAGACCGGUGGAAAUUUGUCCUUUGGUCUGGAGUUCAAAUUUGAGAUUUUUGGUUCCAACCGCCGUGUCUUUGUAAGAUGCGGUGUGGGUGAACGGAUGAUCUCCGCAUGUGUAGUUCCCACCGUAAAGCAUGGAGGAGGAGGUGUUAUGAUGUGGGGGUGCUUUGCUGGUGACACUGUCUGUGAUUUAUUUAGAAUUCCAUGCACACUUAACCAGCAUGGCUACCACAGCAUUCUGCAGCGAUACGCCAUCCCAUCUUCAACAGGACAAUGACCCAACACACCUCCAGGCUCUGUAAGGGCUAUUUUAUCAAGAAGUAGAGUGAUGGAGUGCUGCAUCAGAUGACCUGGCCUCCACAAUCCCCCGACCUCAACCCAAUUGAGAUGGUUUGGCAUGAGUCGGAUGGCAGAGUGAAGGGAAAGCAGCCAACAAGUGCUCAGCAUAUGUGGGAACUCCUUCAAGAGUGUUGGAAAAACCAUCCAGGUGAACCUGGUUGAGAGAAUGCCAAGAGUGUGCAAAGCUGUCAUCAAGGCAAAGGGUGGCAAUUUUGAAGAAUCUCAAAUAUAAAAUAUAUUUUGAUUUGUUUAACACUUUUUUGGUUACUACAUGAUUCCAUAUGUGUUAUUUCAUAGUUUUGAUGUCUUCACUAUUAGUCUACAAUGUAGAAAAUAGUAAAACAUAAAGAAAACCCCUUGAAUGAGUAGGUGUGUCCAAACUUUUGACUGGUACUGUAUCUAAAAAGAUGGGUGUCAAAAUUAUUUGGACCCCUCUUUACAAAACUAUAACACCCUCCCCUUGCGAGGAUAACGACACUGAGCCUUUUUCUCAAAUGUUUUAUGAGAUUGGAGAAGACCAUUCCUCCAUACAGAAUCUUUCCAGAUCGUUGAUAGCCUUCGCCUGCGCUUAUGGAUCCGCCCUCUUCAAUUCAGUUCUAAAUCUAUGGUUAUAGCAUCCCUUAGAAAUUGACUUUCUAUUCUACUCUCGCUCACCAUUUUUUAUUUUUUAUUUUAUGUACGUUUUUCCUUUCUCAAAUUAUUAGUCUUAGACAUUCUAAGUGGUCUGACUGUUGCUGGUGUCCUGCAGGUGAGGCGGUGGCGGCUGGCGAUGCGCUCUGUGAGAUCGAGACGGACAAGGCCGUGGUUACCCUGGAGUCCAACGAUGACGGUGUCCUGGCCAAGAUACUGGUGAGUGAACAGUGUGUGUGUGUGUGUCAGUUCUUUGGGCUUCCCUCUUCUCCUUAAUUGGCAGAACAUCACUGAUGAGGUGUGCAUCGUGACCUCUGUCUGUGAGUCUCUCUCUCUGUCUCUCUCUGUGUGUGUGUAUGAAUAUUAAUGACUCUGCCCAAAGACAGACAGCUCACUUGUCUUUCAUCAACGAUGCGCCACAUGUUUGUCCCUCAGAACGGAGGGAUGAAAGCAGUUUAUCCUCCGCUGUCAGAUCGAUCUGGCAAUGGGAAAAAGCCUCCAAUUACAUCCUAACGAGAGAGAGAGAGAGGAUAUUGAUGGUAACUCUGUGUGGUACUGCUUUACCUGUAAAACACACCCUCCUUUCCUCCAUCCUUAAUUAUCAGAGGUAAAUGAUCCAGCAGUCAUAAUGACAUACACAAUAUGUACAAAAGUAUGUGGAUACCCCUUCAAAUUAGUGGAUUCGGCUAUUUCAGCCACACCCGUUGCUGGCAGGUGUAGAAAAUUGAGCACACAGCCAUGCAAUCUCCAUAGACAAACAUUGGCAGUAGAAUGGCCUUACUGAAGAGCUCAGUGACUUUCAAUGUGGCACCGUCUUAAGAUGCCACCUUUCCAACAAGUCAGUUCGUCAAAUUUCUGCCCUGCCAGAGCCGCCCCGGUCAACUGUAAGUGCUGUUAUUGUGAAUUGGAAACGUCUAGGAGCAACAACGGCACAGCCGCGAAGUGGUAGCCUAGGCAUUACAAGCUCACAGAACGGGACCGCUGAAGCGCAUAGCGCGUAAAAAGUCUGUCCUUGGUUGCAACACUCACUAACGAGUUCCAAACUGCCUCUGGAAGCAACGUCAGCACAAGAACUGUUCGUCGGGAGCUUCAUGAAAUGGGUUUCCAUGGCCAAGCAGCCGCACACAAGCCUAAGAUCACCAUGCACAAUAACAAGCGUUGGCUGGAGUGGUGUAAAGCUCGCCGCCACAGGACUCUGGAGCAGUGGAAACGCGUUCUCUGGAGUGAUGAAUCAUGCUUCACCAUCUGGCAGUCCGACGGACGAAUCUGGGUUUGGCGGAUGCCAGGAGAACGCUACCUGCCCAAAUGCGUAGUGCCAACUGUGAAGUUUGGUGGAGGAGGAAUAAUGGUCUGGGGCAGUUUUUCAUGGUUUCGGCUAGGCCCCUUAGUUCCAGUGAAGGGAAAUGUUAACGCUACAGCAUACAAUGACAUUCUAGACGAUUCUGUGCUUCCAACUUUGUGGCAACAGUUUGGGGAAGGCCCUUUCCUGUUUCAGCAUGACAAUGCCCCCGUGCACAAAGCGAGGUCCAUACAGAAAUGAUUUGUCGAUCAGUGUGGAAGAAUUUGACUGGCCUGCACAGAGCCCUGACCUCAACCCCAUCGAACACCUUUGGGAUGAAUUGGAACACUGACUGCGAGCCAGGGCUAAUUGCCCGACCAUGUAGUGUAUUUUUAUUUAUUUAUGUUCAACCCAGCAUUCAUCAACUAGCUAGGUGACACACACACACACUUGCCUGUCCCACAGCUGAUGCAAUUGGUCCCUUCCAGUCAGUCAUCCGAUCAGUGAGUGUCACAUCAUUCAGAACAGUGUCCUAGUGGCAAUUAGCCGUGUAAACCAGGCCGCGUAGCAUAGUUCAGCACAGCAUGCCCAUAUUGUUCUAGUGCUGUGGUUCAGGUGGUGUCUGUGAGUGUACCCUAAAUAAAGAGCAGAUAUGGAGUAAUUACCUAGACAGAUAGCUACAUUUGCAUAAACAAGAGUGUUGCUCUGGAGCAAGGGCUAAAAAAGGCAUUGUAUUACCUUAUCCCCAUGGCAGUGUACAAUAAUUUCUCUCUGCCUUUUUUAGCCCUUGCUCUAUUCUCAUCCUCUCCUUCAUGUUUGCUUUCUCUUCCCCUUUCUCCAUCUCUCUCCUUCCGAUCCAUGUCUCGGCUGCCAUGGGGAUAAGGUAGUUUCCAUGGCAACGGCCCAGCAGUUGUGGGUAUGGGCUUAGGAAGGCUAGGAGCUGGCAGAAAGAGGAAGAGAGAUAAGCCCCCCAGGCUCAGCCAGCAUCCAGACCAACACCCCACCCCUGAAUACCCCAGUGCAGACCCAGGCCCAGUCUCUACUGGGGGUAUUAGAGAGGAAGUAUGCCAGUCUCUCUGGAUGUGUGUCUUGGUGCUGGUUUGUAUCGUGUGUGUGUGUGUGGUGUAACUAGUAUGAGCAACGUGUUUCCUGGCUGUGUGGAAGGGGCAGGAUGGUUUCUGCUCUCUGUAGGUCACAUCACAGAUUAGCCCACAGUGGUGUAGUAGUGGUGCUCUCUAAGUAUGUACCCACUAGGAUUCUAGUUUAGCAGCCAGUGUAACAUCCGUAAACACACACAAAAGGCUGAUAUGGCACAUGUAGAGAUCCCCCACACGUUGAUGUGGGGGUGCAGGGAUUUUCGAGAUGGAUUGAUACGGUGUACAGAAUGUAUGUCAACGUUUAACGGUCGAGGUAACUAGUGGCAAGAUGGAUGGAUGGAAGAAGGAAAGGCUAGAUGAAGAUGCCUGACAUGGUCCACAGUGCUUAUCUUGUAAUUUAUCAGUCUCUGGUUCCCUCCCUCCAUUCCUACAUACUUUCUCAUUAGGAUGCUGUCAUUUUAGGAUAGAUUAAUCUUCCAGGUGGGAGUUUGUUGGCUGUGUCUCAACUCAACUGACAUCUUCCCUGCACUACAACUGGCCAAAGCAUGACUGUAAAAAGAAUGGACAAACCAUCCAUCACGUGACACCAUUCAUUUCUAUGUGAAGACUCCGUAGAUCAUUGAAGUCAAAUUAAGCCCGUUAAGAUCGCGUCUCAUGGAGACAUAACGUGGAGUUUGAGCUACUCGAGGAAGUGAUGUCGCAAGCUAGCUCAGUGCUGCCCCCUCUCAUUGAGUAAUCCUGCGUUUACAUGGUACGAGGUAGGCGUCAAACCGGAUGUCAUUGUUUUCAAUGAGAGCAAGACGGUAAAUGCCAUUGAGGCUGGCAGUGAAUGCCGUCAGCCGCCACGGUAGACAGGACUUGCCGCCAGAGUUCAAAUAUUUCAACUUUUGCCAUCUGCUGAAGCAUUGUUUUCUACCAGAUGUUGAUUUGCACUGUUUGUUUACUGAAAUCACCAUAGCAACGUAUACCCGUCGUGCUGGCUUGGUUUUGCCAUCACCGUCUUUCUUGCUUUCUUGUCCCGCUAUGCUGACUGGUAUGACGGUUUUUUCAUCCCUUGUCUAAACGCAGCAUAACUCAAGUUAAAGGCCUACCGGGGUACUGCAUGCUGCCAUUAGCAGCAUCUUUAAAUAAUCGUUUCAAGGACAUACAUCUGGUGUAUUAGAAGCAAUUAUUGGUACCAUGAAUGUUUUCGGAAAUGUUUAUUUACACGAUGAUUGACCACAAAGAUUGACAUUUUCCCAUUCACUAUAAUGGGGGAUCCUGUUUUCUGCUAAUUAUACCUGCAGUAGCAGUCGGCUUUAAACUUCCAUGACGUCAAUGAGAAGGGGCAGUCGUUCUCCCCUGGGCCAAAGAAGAGAGAAGAACCGAAAGGCCCGCACGCUGAAUAUGCUCCCAAUUUACCACCUUUAUAGAUAACGUUUCCAUCCAACACAGAAGUUAGUUAGUCAGUUCUUUGAAAUGAUACAAAAUGCAUAGGUUAACCUCAUAAAUGGGGUGUUUCGUUAUAUCAUUUAUGAACUAAUUGAUAUAUUCAGGAUAGACCCCGUAGGAGCACUAUACUCUCUGAUCUCCCUCCUAUGCUUUAAUUUGUCAGAUUUGAGAAUGCAGCCAAAUCAAAAGCCCUGGGAGACAGUGCUGCUGGGGAAAAGCCCUCCUCUGGACUCUAAUUAGACUAUUCUGCCCAGUAACAAGUUGCAGGAUGUAGGAUGCAAUCAUAUCGCCUCAAAUCCCUCUUUCUCUCUCUCCUGGCAGAUCAAUACACUCACACGGAGGCAUGCACUCACACACACACACACACACACACCAAAUCAAUACAGUAUAUCUUUCUCCAAAUAAGCCAACCUUUUCCCCACCUCUUCCUUUCUCUUCGAUCUGAAGGCGAGGGACUAAUUGUGAACUGUUUACAAGUCCCGGGUGUGAAGCUUAUCCUUGUUGAGGGUGGGAGUCCAGGUGUGAGAGUCUUGAAUUGUAUCAGAGAUCACAAGAGCAUGGUGUGUCUAAUCAAUGGUUAUUUUCUGAAAUCCGUGUCCUCCUCAUCCACCUCUUGACCUAUUAUUCUUCACUGAAGCUAGGCAAGUCUAAUGUGUGCAGUCAGGUUGAACCUGUGCCAUUUCACUGUCAACUCAGGUGGGAGGUGCUGCUCAGGUAUUUGGUUAAGUGUUUGUUAUGAUGUGAUGGAAUGGUUCAGGACCGGCACUGUCCUUUUACAACCAGAUGAUGGCAGUGUUGAGCCCCACACUAGCAGUGUGUUACACGCUGUUCCCUCUCUCGCUUUCUCUCUCUCUAAAUGUGUGCCUAUGUGCUCUUGCGUCUUUGAUGGAGACAUCCACAUAAGACAGCACGCCAUCUGUGAAUGUGAAAAAAAAAAAGGGACGGUGACAAGGUGUGUGUGUGUGUAAAGGCUGUGAAUGACCCCCAGCAGCAGCUUCUUCGAGAGCUGUAUUAAAUGUCUAUAAAUACCUGGUUGUCUAACUGGUGUUUAUAGAGCGCCUAAUAGUGGGGAGGGAACAUCGCUGGGCUCUCUCUCACUCACACACACACACACACACACACACACCCCAGUUACAUGCAUUGUGUGGCACAGUAUUGUGCAAGACUGUGGUUGUAUAUUUUCUUGUUCAUUGGUCAGUAUGUGUUCCUGUAUUUGCAGCCCAACAGAACAUCAAGCUCUAAUCUGGAGUAGGAAAAAACACCACAGUCACAGUGGAAUUGAAUGGGUUUGUUUUGUAGCACAAUAGACUUGUAUGUCUAUUGGGAUGGUGGUUGUCAGAGGCAGUUUAUGAUAUACUGCAAUGUUGCACUGAUCCUGUAAAAUUAAGAUAUGUGGACUAUGAUGGGGAUAUACUAAUCUGUCAUGCCCUUCAGACAGCUGUAUGACCCAGCCAGGCUAGGGUCAGGGGUCAGCCAUGGCUAAAGUUCAGUGUCAUGUCACAUCCAACUGUCCUGGUAAUCCUCUCAUUUCUCAUUGUAGUGAAUGUAACCAACAUAGCCCUGCCAUUAUCUAUCACCUCACACUGGGCCAGAGGUACUAUGGACACACACACAUACUACCUGUAGCUCCUAGCAAAUGGACAGGAAGCCACAUACAGUCACACAACAAACAUGCCAGACAAGGCACGACCCCAUGUUGGUAGUGUCAUGCGUUAGGGAUGUUGUGCCAGCAGCUAUUUUGUAGUAAACAAAACUGUUUUUUCUCUCACUGCCAAAGCCCUAUAUGUAGCUGUCUCACAUCCUCCCUAGCUACCUACUAUCCAAUAGACAUUAGCCUACCUUUUUGCUUUUAGUAACCCUUUGCCUUUACUCAGUGAGACAUGGUAAUAAAGCCUAUUUGACUGUUGUACUGAGGGGAAUAUCCUGGUGAAUUAAAGUGAAACUGGACUAGAGGUGUGUUCCUGGCUGGCUGACUGGCCCGGUCUGCCUGGGAGCGCAGGUGGUCUUAUCCUGCUGUUGUUUCUGGAUAGGUGGAGUCAAUGGUCUUAUUGGAGUUCCUCUAUUGUUUAGCAGCCACUGGGGAGGAUGUGACUGGGUGAACUGCUGUGAGUUUUCCUCCAAGUCCUAUGGUUCAAAACCAUCUGACAUUCAGCCAGUUGCAAGGGCUUGUGUUCUGAUCUAAUGCAGAAACCAAUUACCUGAUCAAUUUCAGUGUCGCCAUGACGCUUUCCCCGUCGCUAACAGCGGGUGUUAUUUGUGUUGUCUGUUUUUUCUCUUCUUUUCUGGCGAGCGGAGCUAUGCCCUUUAGCAGGAAUGACAGCUCCAUAAGUGGAUACCAUUUGGAAAUAGAUGGAGUGUUGUAGCCCUGCCUCAUCCAUUGUGCCUGGCCUCUCAUUUAGAACUAAUCAAUAUUGACCGAGGAAAAACACCUUGCUGACUAUGAGGGGGUGGAGACAUCCAUGCUGUGCCUUAUUGACGCUGUUAGAGACUGAGAUGAAGAGAAAGAUGGAGAGGGAUUGCGAGAGAAUCGAUGUGCGACGGGGGGGUGAAGAAACAGUAAGUAAUCCAUUCCCCCUCCAUUAGAGUCCUUGGCCUUGUAUGUUUUGUCAGAACAGAACAGCGACUAGGGAAAAUGAAGUGAAUUGAGGAGGCAGUGGGGACAGACACACAGCUGUUUGAAAGGUCUGCCUAUGGGUCCCUCUGGUAGCAGUAACAAAUGACGUGUCGAGGUAAUAUCUUUUGAAAACCCUCCCUCUCCUGGUUGUUCUUGCCAUUCUUCCUAUCAUUUGGCCUCUCCCUCUCUAGUUCCUCACUUCUUCCUUCCCCCUAAUGCUCUUCUUCCUUUCUCGUUCUCAUUCUUAUGUGCAUUCUUCCCCUCUCUCUAUUUCUCCACCUCUCCUCAGUGUUCUUCGUCUGAGUCAAAUACAAAUGCAACCUGAUAGUGAUUAUUAUUAUAAAAGGUAAUGUGUCUCUGUGUGUCCUCAGAUGGAGGAGGGCAGUCGUGCCGUGCGUCUGGGGACUCUCAUCGCCCUCAUGGUGGAGGAAGGGGAGGACUGGAAGACGGUGGAGAUCCCGCCCCCCAUGGCAGCCACGCCAGCUCCUCUCGCUCCUGCAGCUGCAGCCCCUCCCCCUCCGGCAGCCCCGGCUGCACCCCCACCACAUCCCCCCAGAGCAGCCUCUACAGGACUGUGAGUCUCACCUCUCUCUCCUCUUCUUCCACUAUUACAUUCUUAUUUACAUCACUCCAUCAUGCUCUACUCUUUCAUUCUUCAUCAAUGAAUCAAUAUAUGAAUCAGUAAAUCAAAUGGUAUUUGUGUAGUGCUUUUCACAAAUACACAAACAUUUGUCAAAAGAGCUUGACCACAGCCUUGGCAUGACCCUCUAAAGAGCAAGUAGAUGUCUCGGUGGUAAGGAAGACACCUUGAGAAGAACUAGACUAGAGCUGAAGCCCAUCCUCUUUUUCCUGGCCAGAUAAACGUUCAGAAUAAAUGUAACAACUCCACCAUCACACAACGCGCUGAGUAAGACUGCUGUCCCUUUCCACAUCCAUGUUAAAACGCAAGAGAUCCUCUCCUGCCUUAUUGACACACAUAGGACAGGAGCUGGUACUAAACUUCAAAUCAGGGCCUAUUUGAUUUGCAAACAUUUUGCUGAGUUUGUGUGUGUGUGUGUGUUUCCACUGUCCACUUGUGUUCCCAUUUUUCCCCAAAGCUUGCUCAAAUGAAGCAAGGUUACCUGUGUUUGUGAAAGAACAGGCGUCCUGUUAGGUUGAUGUUAGGCAGGAGUGAGACUGGAAAUGGACUCUAAAAGGCACUUGACGUUUUUGUUAAUUUGUGCAGUACCACUGUCAUUAUCUUCAGUCUACAUUGAGAAGGCAUGAGAGCAGUCUCAUGUCAAGGGUUUUAGGAUUUAAGUGGGUGUUAUGGCCCAAAUGCAGAGACAUUAAAUCUGUCCUUUAGAACAGUUGAAUUGCUCCUCUAUUAAAAUGUCACAGAGGGAAGCAUUUACGCUCCUAGCUGUUUUUCUGUUAGCCUUUUUAGGUGAAAGGGAAUCUAAUCAAAUCAAAUAAUAUACGUCACAUGCUUCGUAAACAACACGUGUAAACUAACAGUGAAAUGCUUACGGUAGUGAAUGGUAGUGCAAGUGCAUGUUCUGAACUGUCUAGAAUGUACAUAAACCGAGUGCAUUGACAGGUGAAUUGUCUGUAGCCUAUAUGGUCUACAUAAGCCGAAAAUAUUUGUUUACAUUUAUGUUUACUCUUUAUGUUCUCUGACCAAUCAGGACAUGAUUACGGUCAGAUUAACUUUGUGUGCGUGUCUGUGUGUCUCUCUGUCCCUGUCUGUGUGUCCUGUCCUUUCCUCUCCCCCCAGGUUGCGGCUGAGCCCGGCAGCCAGACACAUCCUGGACACACACGGUCUGGACCCCCAGCUGGCCACCCCCACGGGACACAGGGGCAUCAUCACCAAGGAGUGA